AUGGAUCCGCCCGAGGAGGUGCGGGCGCAGCUGCAGCGGUGCGGACAGGACCAUCUGCUGCGGUUCUGGGCCGAGCUGGACGCAGCGCAGCGCGGGGCGCUGCUGGCGGCGCUGCCGCCGGGGCUGGGCGAGCACUGCCGGCUAGCGGCGGCGGCCGGGGCCCGCCAGCGCGGCCCGCCCGAGCGCCUGGACGGCCGGAUGGAGCCGCUCCCCGCCGAGCUGCUGGGCAGCGCCCGCCGCAGCGGCCCCGCCGCGCUGCAGCGUUGGGAGGCGGAAGGUUUACAUCAGAUCUCACAGAAUAAGGUGGCAGUGCUGCUCCUGGCUGGAGGACAAGGAACCCGCCUGGGAGUCAGCUAUCCCAAGGGCAUGUACAACGUGGGGUUGCCCAGUGGCAAGAACUUGUAUCAGAUCCAAGCAGAGAGAAUACGCAAAGUGGAGCAGAUUGCUGGCGAGAGACACCACUGUAAAUGUGCUAUUCCCUGGUACAUCAUGACGAGUGAGUUCACGCUGGGGCCAACAGAAGAGUUUUUUGCACAACACAACUACUUCAACUUGGAUAUGUGCAAUGUUGUCAUGUUUGAACAGAGGAUGCUGCCUGCUGUCACCUUUGAUGGGAAGGCCAUCUUGGAGGAGAAAGGGAAAAUUGCCAUGGCUCCAGAUGGCAAUGGUGGCUUAUACCGUGCUUUAAUGGAUAAUAAGAUCUUGGAUGAUAUGAAGCAGCGUGGAAUCCAGUAUGUCCAUGUAUAUUGUGUGGACAAUAUCCUCGUGAAAAUGGCAGAUCCAGUCUUCAUAGGUUUCUGUGUUUCCAGAGGGGCAGACUGCGGUGCAAAGGUAGUGGAGAAGGCCUACCCCACAGAGCCUGUUGGGGUGGUGUGCUGUGUGGAUGGCGUGUACCAGGUGGUGGAGUACAGCGAGAUCAGCCUGGAGACUGCACAGCAGCAGCGCCCUGAGGGGGGGCUGAUGUUCAGUGCUGGCAACAUCUGUAACCACUUCUUCACUGUUGAGUUCCUGGAAAGAGUGGCCCAGAAAUGGGAGUCACAGCUGAAGCAUCAUGUAGCCAUAAAGAAGGUGCCCUACAUUGACAAGGAGGGAAAUCUGGUAAAACCGCUAAAACCGAACGGGAUAAAGCUGGAGAAGUUUGUGUUUGAUGUGUUCCAGUUCUCUAAGAAUUUUGUGGCAUUUGAAGUUCUGAGAGAAGAGGAGUUCUCGCCACUAAAAAAUGCAGACACAGCUGACAAAGAUACUCCUACCACUGCUCGGCAAGCCCUCCUGGCCCAGCAUUACCGCUGGGCUCUCAAGGCUGGGGCCAGAUUUGUGGAUGAAAAUGGUUGCAGGAUACCAGAAAAACUCAGUCUCUCAGGAACUGAAGAUCCCCCAGCUGUGUGUGAGAUUUCUCCAUUAGUGUCUUACUUUGGAGAGGGUCUGGAGGUGUACAUGAAGAACAAAGAGUUCCCUUCUCCCUUUGUACUCGAUGAAAACAAAGUGGAAAUGCUGGAAAAUUCUUGAAGUGGGAAGCCUUCCCCUCUCAAAUCAGAUCCAUGUUUGUCAGAUCCAUUAUAAGAACUGACAGUACUAAAAUGUCAGCUAUGAAGUGCAUUAUAAAAAAGAAUUGCUUUGCAGUGUCUGAUUGAUGCCAAAUCCUUGCAGCAGUUGUGAUUGCACACAUGUGCAAGCUCCCCAGUUCUUUUGGUAACUUUGAAGGCGUUGCCUUUUAUCUCAGUCUGUUCUGUAUACUUGGAUGUGAGUGUGGAUUAACACUUUAUGGGUGCUAAACAGAUCCUACAUUUCUUAUUUGCUGUUGCAUAUGAAUAUGGAAAAGAGCCAGUCAUGGCCUGAUAAAUCAGCUUUGCCUUCAAGAAGAUUCAGUUUCUUCAGUGCCUUUUUAGGUAUCUUGUUUGUGUUGGUGUAGUUGUUUUUUUCGUUUGGUUUUGUUUCUUUGUUUCUAAUCAUGUUCACAGCUGCCGUCAGUUUGAGGUCUCAUCCUGAAAAGUAUGGAAGGACUUUGGAUACUGAGGUUUUCCCUCCAGCAGUCAGGUUUUUUUCCCAAGAAGAGAACACAGGAUUAACUUUCUGCCAUGGUUAAAAAACAGUGCAUUUCUUCAAAAGAUUGUCCAGAAUAGGAUAUCCAUUUUUUUGUUGCUGUGCCUAAGCAUUGCUUGAGGCUUGGAGUCCAAAGUAGUACUAGCUUUAUAUCUGGGCUUGGUGGUGCCAUGUCUGCCUAGACUGAUUUCUCCUUACAGUUGUAAUGACUUGGGGUUUUUUAAUUAAAAAAAAAAAAAAAAAAAAAAAGAGAGAAUAUUUUCACAACCCUCUGCCCUUCCUGACUUUGAAAAUUUUCCUUUUAAUUUCCUGUUUAAUAUGUACUAUAUCCCUCAGACAAGGCUCUCUUGAGGUACCUGAAAAUAGUAAGAGAAACAAAUCCCAGUGGUGGAAUUUAAUGCCUAACCAAAACAAAACAAAAAACCCCCUUACUCUCAGCAUCAACAGGGUACACAGUAAAACACCAGCCUCUGCUUCUACAGUUUUUGCCCAGGUGAUUUUCCAGCACUCUUUCACUUAGGAAAUAAUUUCAUAGAUGCCUUUCUUUUAGAUAUGUUACUAACCAUAAUGUAAAGAUAAGUGUCUGCUAAUGAAGGGCACUAAUUGUCAGAACAUACUGUAGUGUGUCAACUCAGCCCUGUUCAAGGGGUGCCAGGGUAGCCCUGACCCUUGACACCACAGUGAUUCUUCCUGUUCAGUUUUUGGACACUGCCCCGAAAAGCUUUCGCCCAUCUGAUGCAGAACUUGCGCUGAGCAUAUCAGAGCCAUUUCAGCCUUGGUGAGGAUGCAUCAGCUGCACUCUGGUGGAUGGCCUUUGCAUCAGAAAUAUUCCAUAGUCUUCCCCUAAACGUGGUAUUAGGGAAGGUAGCAAGAAAGAGGUUUAAUCUGAAAUGUUAUUCUAUGCAUCAGCUUCUACUGAGGAAUUGCUUAUGGUAUUUCAUUAAGCAUAAUUAAGUUUUAUGGCUUUCUGCAAUUUCUGAUGUGAAGCUCUCUUCAGAAUAAUAGAGAAAGGAAUGGGGAAGUAUAAAAAUUACUUUGAGAGUAACUACAGUUUGUAAGUAUGCUCAAGUUUUCCAAAGAAAGCAUCUAAAUGUCAGUAUCAGGGGUUUUGGUUAUAAAGUGUUUUUGCAUGACCUUGAGUAAAGAUCUUUUUACACAUGCAGACUGGCUAAUGACAGUUCUGAUUACCUCGGUUGGCAUGUGCAGGCAGUAAUUCACAGUUUUAGUAUAAAUGAAGCAUUUGUCCUUGUCACCCAAUUCUGUAGUCUUUUUGCAAUGUUUCUAUGACACAUUCCAUUCCUGUCAGUCAAGUUUUGUAUCUGAGAACAAAUUCUGUUGUAUAUUUGUGAGUAUUGCUCAGCAAUUCAAGCACACACUGCUUUUACAUUGCACUGUGCUAUAAAGAUUUCUUUUGCUUUUUCUAAAGUUCUUCCUCUUUGGAAGCUUCAGUCUCCAUACACACAGAACAGAGCUGCUAACAUGGUUUUCAAGGUUGUUUUCGAGGAGAAGCUAAAUUAGAAUGCUGAAUGCCUUGUCUCUUGUGUUUUUUAUUUUCUUUGACUCUUCACAUUUUAAACUGGAACAUAGAACCAAUUUUGAGAGAACUUUACACAAAAAAAACCUCCCACCAAACUGUUCUGUAUGUAAUAAAGUCUUUGUAUGCAUUAUAAAAUGAAAAAAAAAAAAGUACCUGAAACAAGGAGAAGGCCUGUAGUACUCCAGAAAGUAAUGGACAUCUAAACAUUUUUAACAAUAAAGAAGUUA
Molecule: messenger RNA, 3804 nt
Organism: Hirundo rustica (Barn swallow)
Lineage: Eukaryota; Metazoa; Chordata; Aves; Passeriformes; Hirundinidae
Gene: UAP1L1
Product: UDP-N-acetylglucosamine pyrophosphorylase 1 like 1
Exons: 9
Coding region: 1-1506 (501 amino acids)
Biological process (GO): UDP-N-acetylglucosamine biosynthetic process
Molecular function (GO): UDP-N-acetylglucosamine diphosphorylase activity
Source: RefSeq, a predicted model, not a curated record